AAAAGAAAAAGAAAAAAUCGCAGCGGAGAGGAAGAAGAAGAAGAGUUGAGGAAGACGAAGAAGCUUGAGCUUUUUGUUAUUUCGGUUGAAUCGGGGAUCAGAUUAGAGUUUUAAAGACAAAGAGAUGGAAGCGAGAAGCGAACUGAAGCUUAAAGUUUACGAUAUUUUCAAAGAGUUUAUGACAGGGAUCACAAAACUUGAGGAACUAGGGAAUGCUGCAAACACUUUUCUUCUUCGGUUUCAGCUAGGACUCUCCUUGCUCAAACGCUCGCCAAUGGUCACUUCGUCCACUUUGAUCAAGAACCUUAUCAAGAACAAUGAAACAAGACGGCUAAAAUCGUAUAUAGAAUCCGGCUCUAUUAUCAUCGAUGAUGCUGCAAAAAGCACAAAGGCUUUGCAUAAAUCCCUAUCAGGACUUUCUGACCAUCUGAUCAAAGCUCAAAGCCUGUUAUCUGAGCUUGAGCGUCUCACCGAUGAGGCAAUUGAGACUGCAACAACAACACAGCUAGAUGUAGAAUCAGGUGAUGAGUUACGACAUGUAACGAGUGAUGAGGAGAAUGAGACUGUACAUUUUCUUCAAGAACCUGAAGUUACAGAGUACGCUACAGUUAUUGCAGUUGUUUACAGUAUGGUGAAGCAGAACUAUGUUAUGCAGGAAAAGAUUGUGAGAUCGCUUAGUUUGAAGACAUCAUUUGAUGAACUAGAUACUUACACUAUGAUGUGGUCAUUGCGUCCGUUUGUAGAAGACGAGAUUUUGAACAGAGCAUGGAAAUGUAUCUACUAGUACACACUUAUUCAGUUAAUUUUGUUUGAUAUUUUGUUUCCCAUUCAUAAACAAGGAAAGAAGCGAAUGUAUCAGUCGUUUACA
Molecule: messenger RNA, 868 nt
Organism: Brassica oleracea var. oleracea
Lineage: Eukaryota; Viridiplantae; Streptophyta; Magnoliopsida; Brassicales; Brassicaceae
Exons: 8
Coding region: 125-784 (219 amino acids)
Source: RefSeq, a predicted model, not a curated record